UCUUCUCACCUCCACCCUGUUUUCCAGCAGCCCUGCAGAUUGAGUCCUCUUCAUCUCGCCGGAGCGCCGGACGCGUCCCUCCGUCUCCUCCCUCUCCUCGCUGCUCUCCAGCAGAGGACGCAGACAGAGCCCAGCCGGUAGCGGUCCCCAUUCCCCCCCCUCCUGGAAGACAGACAGCAGGUGCGUCCUGCCGGUCCCCCGUCUCACUCCCCCAGCCUCGGGAAAUAAAUGGAUCCAUGAAGACUGCUGCAGCUGCCGGAGAUGCUGCGGGAUUCCGAUGAGGACCUCUCUUCCAAGAUGGCUCUGAUCUGAGACCUUCUGAUUCCUUCGAUGGUCAGACGAACAUGUCUUUAUGCUCUUCUGCGUCUAAGCUUUUGUUAAUGGGAAGGCAGACUUUUAACUGAUGCUGUGGAAAAGUGGUGAUAAUGACCUCCUGAGGGUGCCGUAGACUCUUAGCUGUGUCCGUAAUGUGCGAUCAAGUGGAGCCGGUUGGCAACGGGGAGUUAAAGAACAACAACCAGCAGGGUGCUGGCGAUGCAAAUGCCAACAGGGUUGAGACUGAGGACGGUGGGAGGACCGCAUAUACUGGCUCUCUGAUGGGGAUUAUGACUGAGACAGCAGAGCAAGACAAAGUCAUCAUCUGGGGCACGGAUUCCCAGUGUGAUGACCCCGACCUGGCUGAGUUUGAGAGGUUGGAGUGUCAGGAGCUGGAAGCGUUUCUGGUUGAAGAGGAGGAAGACUUUGUGGGGCUCGUAGAGAAGAACGAGCAUCAAGAGGAGCCCUCGUCGUCCGUUAAGGCCACAGCAAAAAUGGUGGCAGACGAUGCGAAUCGGAAAGGAACGGAGUCCGCUCUGGAUGCCGCCUGCGAGCCGGAAUCUUCCGCGUCCCAUGUCUCUGAUACUGAUGUGUUUGCGAGCUGUCUGUCCACCACUGCCACUCUGACAACUGAGUCCUGGCACAUCGCCCCUGUUUCCCAUUCCGCCGUCUCAGAGGAUCUGACUGCUGCCUCCCCAACCUGCAGCACUGUCUCCGAGCGAGACAAAGCCCCCCCAAAAGCUGACCUCUCCUUCUUGGCCAGGAAAAACACAACAACACAGCAGCAAGAUUUAGACAUGAAUUUGAAUUCAGCGGUUCACCCAGAGAUUACUUUAGCACAAGGGCAAGUGCGGGAAGGUGUCUCAGGCGAGGACGCGAGCAACGAGGAGAAAAAGGAUAAUCACCAGAGGAACGAGGCAGGAAAACGCUUUUCAAAGGGAGAAUGUGAGAAUGCCGACGCCAAGCCUUUAUUCUGUGCAGAAAGCAACACUACAAUGGAUAAAAGCACACAAGCCAGUGGGGUCCUCGAGUGGAUAAAUCCAGUCAAAAGUGCUGCAAAGGGGACUCAGCCAUCAAGUGAACACAAGGCCAUGAGAAAACAAGGCUCGUUUGAUAACAGUCCGAAGAAGCAAAACUCCUUUGACAGGAGUUUCAAAAAGCAGCCUUCCUUUGAGAAUUCUUUGAAGAAGCAGCUUUCUUUUGAUAACAGCCUGAAAAAGCAGGGCUCCUUCGAGAACAGCACCGGCUCGUCACCUCAGGAGCGGAGGAAAACAUGGGGAAGCCCCGGUCGAUCGGCACCCCCGGCAUCUCCCAGAACUACCCCCUGCUCGCCCAAGAGACAACCUCCCGCUUCUCCGGCUAAGGUCCAAAACACGAGGCCUUUGAGUUUGGAAAGAAGUGCUCCUUUUCAAAAAAAUGCAAGUCAAAUGAACAGACCCCCCUGUAAGACAAACAAUAGCAGUGGAAUACCUAAACCUAUCGCCCCUCAACAGAAAGAAGCUGAGCCCAGGAUUUCCUCUCUACCACAGAAGCCCAAAAACGUGAGACCGAAAAUCAUUACAUGUGUCCGAAAGAACGCGGCAGCGAAAUCGCAAGACACCGACCCCCAGUGUGACGGCUCCACGAAGCCGCCACAACCGCCGUCUUCGUCCGACGCGCUCGCUCAGAGGGUUCCUCAGUCCAGAUCCACUCCGGCGCUCAGCUCCUCCAACGUGCUGUUCGACAAAUUUCGGCUGGAGUUGCAGAAGGCGGGGCACUAUCCUCCAGGCGCGGCUCCGAUGGGGUUGAAGCCUCCGAGCAACGUCGCCCCGCACAGGGUGAGCGGGAAGUCGGAGAGCUUUCACGAGGGGAUGUCGAAGAAAUACCCCCAAGAGCAUCUUUACCAAGAUGGCGGAAGCAUCUACCGUUCACCCAGAAGCCUUAGGCCUCAGCUCGGUUUGGGGGCAGUUACCAGGCAGCCUGCAGCCAAGACAAGAGUCCAGCAGACGGGUCAGAGGUCAGCUCCACCUUCAGGCCACGCAGCCAGAGGGUCCGCCCCAGGCGUCCAGGAUCAGACAGGUCUUAGAGGAUCAGGACCAGAAACCACGCCCAAAAGCCUCCUGCUGAAGUCGGGCCAGUCCGGUCUCCGUCCUCCAGGCUUCUCCAGCAUUCCGGCUGCUCGGCUGGCUGCUCUGGGCGUCAUCCGCAGCUCCAGCGUCUCGUCUGUGUCCAGCAGCCAGUCCAAUGACAGUGGUCACAGCGAUCCCUGUCAACCCUCUCUGUCGAGGACAGAGCUGCAAAAGGACCGCGACGAUGUGCUCUCACCAAGAUCUUCCCCUAAAAGAUGCGCUGUUGUUCCCCCAAAGCCACAGUCACCAGCUCGUGGUCGAACUGCAGCCGUUCACGGUGCUCCUCGUACGGGACGGCCUCAGGAGCUGGACCGGGCCCUGAUCCAGCAGCUGCAGGAGCGAUGUGAGCAGCAGGCCCUGCAGCUGCAGACUCUUCAGGUCCAGCUGAAGAAAGCCUCUCUGUGUUUGGAUGUUUUUAGUAUCACCACACUGCACUUUUCUGACAAGAAUGAGCGCGCCAUAGUGAAAGAGAGGGAACUGUCCCUGGAGCUCGCCAGAAUCAGGGAUGAAGUGGCUGUCAGCGUCGCGCACUGGGAGCAGCUGCAGCAGGAGAAGGAGGACCAGGAGCGUCGUUUUGAGGCUGAGCUGCAGGGACUGCGGGCUCAGCAGCAGAGAGAGCUGGGAGCGCUGGAGGAGAGGCUGAAGGCUCGGCACGUAGAAGAGACCCGGGGCCUGCAGGCCCAUCAACAAGCUGAGCUGGAGGAGCUGCGCUCCACACACCAAGAGCAGCUUGAAGAGAUGACUGAGAACCAUGAGGCAUCCUUGAUGGAGAUGGAGACGGCCCACAAUGACACACUGGACACUCUGCAGGAGGAGCAUGCCAGAACAGUAAAGAAUCUGAAGAUGGCUCAUGAACAGCAGAAGAAGUCCCUAGAGGAAGAGUUUGAGAAGAUCAGAUUGUCACUCCAGGACCAGGUGGACACGCUGACGUUUCAGAACCGCAGCCUCAGAGACCGCGCGAAGCGCUUCGAAGAAGCUCUCCGUAAGAGCACAGAUGAGCAGAUAGUUGACGCUUUGGCUCCAUAUAAACACAUCGAGGAGGAUCUGAAGAGCCUGAAAGAAGUUCUGGAGAUGAAAAAUCAACAAAUUCAUCAACAGGAGCUGAAGAUUUCCGAACUGGAGAAAAUACAGGCUGAAAAGAAUGUGUACCUGGAGGAGAAACUACAAGUUUUGCAGCAGCAGAAUGAAGACCUGAGAGAGCAGAUAGACAAGAAUGUAGCUGUGUCCAGGCAACUCUCUGAGGAGAACGCCAACCUGCAGGUGCACGUGGAGAUGGAGAGCAAAGAGAAGAAGCGUCUGAGUCGCACCAACGAGGAACUGCUGUGGCGUCUGCAGACAGGCGAGCUGAGUCCACACAUGACCCCCAGCUCCUCCCCCAUCCACCGGCCCGCCUCUGGACCAGGCUCCCCUGCGCGUCCGCACUCCUACCACCAGUGACUGUUUGUACCAAACAUGUCAUUUUUAGCAGUGUUUUAUUUAACUCUGAAAAAAAUGUUCCUCUGUUUUAAAGGAAUAUUAUACAAUCAGUGAACAAAGAGACAGUAUAAUGUUUUGUUUGUUUGGGAAAAUCUUCUUCCCCAUGUGAUGCAUUUCCAAGCCACAGAUUGUCUUUUUUUUUCUUCUUCUUCUUGACCUCAUGAAUUGUAAGGAUAAUUCCAGAAAGAGCAAAACCUUAGCAUCUUUUUUUUUUUCCAGCGGGUGAAAGUUCAGAGAGCAUCGCAGUGCCUCAUUUACAUGUUUUUCGCGUCCAUCUACAUUUUCACCUUCCCUUCCAGCUCUCAGGGUGAUGGAUAAAUGAGAUAAAGGGAGCUCUCAUAGCUCUACAACAAAAUCAAGAAGCGCCUUCUGUCAUCCAUUCCCACUCACCAGCACGCUCCACCUGGGGCUCGGCAGUAUUAAGAGCAAGACCUACCUACAGUUGUCAUACAGCGGAUUGAAAUUUUUCUGCUGAAGCAUUUCAUGCACCAUGAGUCUAUGAAUCGUUAAAAGCCAUCAAACCUCAAAGCAAUUCAUAACACCAAACUGCCAACGUAUGUAAGUAUAAUAUCAGUUAUUGCAGACUCUGUAGAUGUAGGGCUAUCUUUACAGCAUGGGUUGUCUUCCAACUACAACGUUUUUGUUUAGAUUAUUCAAUGCGCGUAGGAUAAAAUGUGGAACGGGAAAAGAAGCGACGCCAGGUUUUUUUGAGCGACACAAAAUCUCACCUUCGGUUGAAUUAAAAGUAAGUCAGCUCAUAAAUAAAACCCACCAAAGAUUAAAUCAUUAAACAAUUACAUACUGCAUCACACAUAUGUAUGGAAUACAAUGCAGCACACUCAUGCUUUCCACAAAGCAAAAUCUUUAUUUAUUUCAAUGCUUUGCAGAAGGUGCUCAUACCCCUUGAACUGUUUAUUUUUCACUUUACGUUACAAACAGCAAAACGUCAAUAGUUUUAUUCUGGAAUUUUAUGGGAAAGAAGAAAUCUUCUUAUUUAGAAAGUGGCAUUUUAACAAUUUGUCUUUCCAAAAUAAGCUCACGGAUUAGAUGGAGAGCAGUUCUAAACACCAGUUUUCAAGUCUUGCCACAGUUUCUCAAUUAGGAUUGUAAAUUUUUUGGGACAUUCCAACACAUGACUAGGCACUGAUCUAAACCAAGGGUGUCCAAAGUGCGGCCCGAGGGCCAUUUGUGGCUCGCUGAAUGAUUUUGAGCGGCCCUCAAUCCCAGUUGUAGAAGGGCCUGAAUUUGCUUUUGCCAACUCAGAUGGUUGAGGCAAUACACUUUUAAAAAGUUUGGCAUUUUUCACUGCUUUUUAAAAAAAAGACCAAAAAUAAAUUUUAUUAAAAAGAGAAAUGUAAGGUGCAUUUUUUUAAAUAUUUUGUCAGCCAUAUAUUUGCUUUUAAUUUAAGUUAAUAGCAUUUAAGACCACAAACCUUUUUACCAAAAGGCAGACUUGGGUGCCACCUAUACUCGGUAAAAUAAAGCAAAUUAAUGCUGUUCUUGAUGCUGAAAAGACAAAAAAAAAACCCAGAAAAAGACUAUCAAUUCAACUUCUUAUGUUUCACACUACCCUGCAUGUUUUAGAGGGUCUCUGCUCCACCACACCGUAAUUAAACAAUUGCAUGACCUCCACAGCAGCUGUCGAGGGCUUCAUAGGUCUGUUAAUCACCCAGGUCAGGUGUGUGGAGGCAGGGAAACACCUAAAACCUGGAGGACAGUGGGUCCUGAGAACCGGGAUUGAAGACUGCUGAUCUACACCGUUCCACUGGCUGUGCGGUUGCUACUGUCCUGCUAGAACGUGAAACUUUAUGGCCUUCAACAGAUGUUCCUCCAGUAAUGCCCUUUAUUUAGCUCCAUCCGUUUCCUCGUCAAAUCUGAUGACCUUCACCAUCCAUUGCAAAAGAAAAGCAUCCCCACAGCCUGAUGCUGCCACUGCCAUGCUUCUCUGGUGGGAAUGGUGUGUUCAGGGUCAUGUGAAGUGUUAUGAAGUUUAUCCUCAAAUAGCUUUUUGUAUGCAGGUCAAAGUUUAAAGUCGUUUGGUCCCCUUUAUUCUAAUACCCAUAAAUAAAAUCCUGUAUCACCAGUUGCCUGCAUUUAUCUGGGAUUAAAUCACAAACAGGUACAUUGUAUUUUCUAAUUGGGUGACUUUACAAAGCUGUUGGUUGCACUUGAUUCUAUUAGGAAGAUUAGCAUAUUGGAGCUGAAUACAAAAGCAAAAUUUUUAUAUCAAGUAUUUUGAAAACUAUUGCAUUCCCUUAAUUUCACAGCUAAGCACUUUGUAUUGGUCUAUCACAUAAAAUCGCAAUAAGAUGCACCGAGGUUUGUGGUUGUAAUGUUACCAAAUGUGGAGAAGUUCAAGGGAUAUGAAUACUUUUGCGGUAGUAGAUUGCUGCGCUGUUUAGUAUUCUUUAUUUAUUUUUUUGUUCAAUGUACGCCACAAACAUUAAUACCAGUCAAUGAAGUAUACGCCAUAAUUAGAGCUGGUGUUCAUGUUUUGCUACAUUCCCGGUGUCACUUAGAAACCAGAAAUGGGAAUCUGAUGCAAUGUUACCUCAUUUUUUUCACUGUUUGGCUUAAGCUCAGGAUUAUGAGUUAGAAGAAUUAUGAGUCAACAAAGAGAAGCAACUGCCAUAGUUUAUUUUUUGUUUACAUUUCUUUUAUUUUGAACCGUUA
Fundulus heteroclitus (mummichog) is the source of this 6572-nucleotide messenger RNA. RefSeq names its product microtubule associated tumor suppressor candidate 2b (gene mtus2b). Bases 468 to 3860 code for a protein of 1130 amino acids. The transcript is spliced from 14 exons. Gene Ontology annotation, cellular component: cytoplasm; nucleus. Lineage: Eukaryota; Metazoa; Chordata; Actinopteri; Cyprinodontiformes; Fundulidae. The record is from RefSeq and is a predicted model, not a curated record. Gene Ontology annotation, molecular function: microtubule binding.